Botrytis sinoallii is the source of this 925-nucleotide messenger RNA. RefSeq lists its product as uncharacterized. Bases 1 to 876 code for a protein of 291 amino acids. The record is from RefSeq and is a predicted model, not a curated record. The transcript has 3 exons. Gene Ontology annotation, cellular component: ascospore wall; prospore membrane; lipid droplet. Lineage: Eukaryota; Fungi; Ascomycota; Leotiomycetes; Helotiales; Sclerotiniaceae.
AUGCCUCACCCUUGUUUCGACCCUUCUCUCGCAUACCUUCCCAUCAAAACUGUAGUCAGCGCAUCCUUUCUCUAUCCUUUCAAAGGCAUCUUAUAUUUUCUCUCCGAUCGCCAAUUCUAUCCUCUGUUUGGCAAACGAUUGAUUCCCCUCACCAUAACAUCCAUUGUUGUUCUCGGUCUUCUCUUUACUUUUACAUAUUUACCGCAAGUAGCUUUUCUGGCGAUAUGGCAUGGACCAGGAGCAUGGUUUAAUGCUGUUUUUCUUGUGCUCGGGGAGGGACAAGUUUUGAUCGCGUUAUUGUUUGAAGCAUUAUUGGUAGAUGAAACAUUGGUUGAUGUUUUCGAUGCAACACUUAUCAAAGAAGGACUCAUCGAUCUCGUUUCUCCUUCUCGAAUGCUCAAUCACGAUGCCCAGAAUGAAGUUAAAAUGCUCGGAAAGCCAACCACAUCCGCAGUCUACUCCCCCUUUUCCUUUCGACAAAUAGCGGAAUUUGUUAUAUUCCUUCCUCUUAAUUUUAUACCCGUGAUUGGAACACCUGCUUUCUUGGUCUUGACGGGUGCGAGAGCUGGUCCUUUACAUCAUUGGAGAUAUUUUAAAUUACGGGGUUUGACGAAGAAGGAAAGAAAGAGAGAAAUUAGUAGUAGGAAGUGGAAAUAUACUUGGUUUGGAACAGUUGCUUUACUAUUACAACUUGUACCUGUGCUUUCGAUGUUUUUCCUACUGACUUCAGCAGUUGGAUCGGCAUUGUGGGUGGUGAAAUUGGAGGAACAAAAGAGAUUGAAUGCAGCGGAUAGAUUGGUUAAUAAUGCUGGGCUUCCUAAUAUUGGAGAAUAUGAUGAGGAAGCGCCUCCUCCAUAUGCCGAUGACCCUAUAUAGUUUUGAUAUUGUUUUAUACCCCGAUUGAUAAUAAAGAUCAUAUUUCUAC